Peronospora matthiolae is the source of this 390-nucleotide messenger RNA. The record is from the annotation of a GenBank genome assembly. NCBI's taxonomy places the organism in Eukaryota, Oomycota, Peronosporomycetes, Peronosporales, Peronosporaceae.
AUGCGUCCCCUAUACAAGAAACUGUUGCGUCUGGCACAGAGUUUGCCCGAACCCAAGCGCCAGAAGUCACUGGACCAGAUCCGUCGCGAGUUCCGUAUCCAUGGAAACUUGACAGACCCCAAAGAAGUCCCGUCGUUGCUCCAACGCGCGCAGUCAUCCAUUGACUUUCUGAAGAUCGUGACACCUCGUGCUGAGUCUGAUGCGGGUGUCCAGCGCUUCGUUUACCGUGAUGGUAAGCGCAUUGACGCUGCCGAGUUGGAAAAGAAGGGGGAGGAGAACGCGCGGUACAAGACACAGGACAUUGAGGCGGGGAUGAAACGCCAUCACCAACUACUGCGACGUCAGCACUUUAUGGAUCGCAGGAGUGGUCCACCGCGUCCCAUAUUCUAG